Trypanosoma conorhini is the source of this 1110-nucleotide messenger RNA. RefSeq names its product ubiquitin hydrolase. Bases 1 to 1110 code for a protein of 369 amino acids. Gene Ontology annotation, biological process: proteasome-mediated ubiquitin-dependent protein catabolic process; protein deubiquitination; regulation of proteasomal protein catabolic process. The transcript has a single exon. The record is from RefSeq and is a predicted model, not a curated record. NCBI's taxonomy places the organism in Eukaryota, Euglenozoa, Kinetoplastea, Trypanosomatida, Trypanosomatidae. Gene Ontology annotation, molecular function: cysteine-type deubiquitinase activity; proteasome binding; protein binding.
AUGGCGACGGUGAAGGUAAAGUGGGGCAGGGAGCUCCUCGAGCUCGCGGUCAGCCUGCAGAGCACGGUGGGGGAAUUCAAGGCGGAGCUGCAGCGGGUGACACAUGUCCCCGUGGGGCGGCAAAAACUCAUGGGCGUCAAGGCGAACGCGUCCAACGACGGGGCCACGCUGUCCGAAGUCGGUGUGAGCGACGGGAAAACGCUGAUGCUUCUCGGAACCGCGGCGGAGCCACCAAAAACCGACGUCCCCCCUCCACCCGCGGCAGACACGGCCCCCCACCCCGUAGCCACAAUGCCUGCAGGGUUGAAAAACAUUGCGAAUACGUGCUACAUGAACGCGGCGCUGCAACUGCUGCGACUCGUGCCGGAAUUGCCGGAGCUGCUCGGGUCGCGCGGGGGCGACGCGCUGCUGCGGUCCCUCGACCAGCUGUACAAGUCGAUGGACGCCAACAAGGGCCCCAUCGCGCCGUUGCUCUUUUGGAACGCCCUGAUCAUGCAAAACCCAACCUUUGGGGAACUUGACGAGCGGGGCCUCCCGAUGCAGCACGACUCGCAGGAGGUUCUCAACACAAUUAUUCAACGAGUCAACAAUGGGAUUCCCGACACACACACGCGUCUCUUUGGUGGGAUGAUGCGACAGACGACGGCGUGCAAGGAGACCCCAGACGAUCCGCCUACCGUGCGCGACCUGCCAUUCUUCAUGUUGUCAUGCAACAUUAACGCCGAGGUGCAAAUGCUGGAGACUGGCCUGGAUGCCGCCUUCAACGAGACGAUCCCCAUCCAUUCCGAGACCUUGGCGCGCGAGGCCCUGUACUCGCGCACAACCCGACUCAGCAGUUUGCCCGAGUACCUCUUUGUGCACCUCGUGCGCUUUUCGUGGAGGGCAGAUACGCAAAAAAAGGCCAAGAUACUGAAGCCCAUCACGUUUCCGCCUGUGCUGGACGUCUUUACGCUCUGCACGGAGGAGCUAAAGGAAAGCAUGCAGGAGGGACGAGGCAGGGCGUUGGCGCGCCGCGACAAGGAGCUUGAGCGUCGCCGGGAUGCCAGGCAAAAGACACGCCUCGAGGAGGCCACAAAAACACGAGGAAGUGUCCACACCGGCGACGGGUGA